AUGAAUGAUGAAAAGAAAUCCGAAUUUAUUCUCGAUCAGUCGACAGUUAGCAAUGGAUUAUUUACCAUCAUAGAGAGGAAACCGCUUUCGUCAUUAGAAAACAAUGAAAGCCUAAACAUAAGCAAUUUAAGCGACCCCCUAAGUAGUUCUCUAGACGAAAUAAACAAGAAAAGAGACAAGAAUACACAGAAUGUAGAUAACAUUUGUGAGAUUUAUCGGUUAAAUAGUUCACAACUUUUGAAUGACCACUUAGAAAAUACCGUUAGUAGAAUUAGCUAUGUAGAUGAUGAUGUAUCUUCAUUUUAUGAUUCUGAGAAAGAUGAUGAGCUUUAUUUUGAUAAUGACAUUUCAACACUUGGUUCAUGUUACUCUCUUCCAAGCCCAACAAAAAAAAGUAAAGGGAAAAAUGCUAGAACUAGUAUCGUUUCAUCAGUUUCAAAAAUGUACAGUAGUGGGAGGAGUAGUGCAGAUGGGUGUAGCAGGGAGAUUUCAUUUGAUUAUUCGAAUUUUGAAAAUAAUUCACCGAUUAGUAAUAAAAAAAUAAGUAAAUGCCAUAGAAGUAAAGGUUCUAAUAAAUGUGCUGAAGAGCAGAACCCAAAUGAGAAAAAAGGAAUUUCAACGUCGGGCAGUUCGAAAGAGUUACAUUUAAAUAAUGAAAAUAGUCAAGAGGUAGAUGAUAAUAAACAGCAAUUGGAACUUAAACAGACCCAUAUGGAUGAAAAAGCCAUUCGAUUGAAUAAAAAUAUUUACAGAAUUGUUAACAUAAAUAAUUCUGAAGAGGAUGAUAAUAAAGAGAUUGUUAUUAGAAAAAUAGCUCAAUUGAGAAAGAGCAUGAUGAUGGAAAAUGUUGAAGAAGAAAAUCAAACAAAGCAUGUUAAUGCAUCGGAAGAAAGAGAUGAUGACACAUCCACCUUUAGUAAUCCUGCGUGGGAUGUGUCCAAGUUAAGGGAUAUUCAUGCAGGGAAAAUCAUUCACACGAAAUGGAAUAGAAACUAUAGUCGAAUUAGUGAAGGAUCAUACUUAAAAAAAAAAAAUAACAAUUUUGUAAACAGUGGUGAGAGCAAUAUGCUAAGAUAUAAUAGAGAGAAAAAGGAAAAAUAUGGAGAAUUGAAUGAAGAAGAAGGUGCAGAAAGUAUUUACAUGAUGGAAAAUCGAGAUAAUAUCUACAAUGGAAAUAAUUACGAUGAAAAAUUUAAGGAGUGUUAUGAGAAUACAGAUGAAAUAGAACCCAAUGAUAAUGGAAAAUUUAAGAAAAAAAAAAAAAAAUACAUGUUCUUAUCAAAGGACUCAGAGGAGCCAGACAAUACUGUUAAUAGACAGAAAUUUAUGAAUCAUGAUAAGGACGAUCCAAUGAGUUUAUAUUACAUGGACGAAAAUGAUUAUUAUGAGAAAAAACGAACCAAAAGUAGUAGACCAUUUGAUAACCGUGCAGGUUAUGUUAUCUUAGAAUCCAGUAGAAGAGGUGGUAGUGGUGAGGGGGCGCCCAGAAGAAAUGCUACCCAUUCGUGUAAAGGGAAUGGAGAAUUAUUAAUGGAAAAUGAUGAUCCUAGAAGUGAUCCUAGAGGUGAUCCUAGAGGUGAUCCUAGAGGUGAUCCUAGAGGGGAUGCAAAUGUUGAACACCAUUACAAGAAUGUGUGCCACUUUGGACGAAAAUAUGAAGAACGAUAUGUAGACAGAAGAAAAAUGAGAAAAGAUAAAAUAAAUUAUCGAUAUCGUUAUGGAGUUGAAAAGGAUAGAUGCACGGAAAAGGAGUAUCAUCGCAGGGUUCUCAUGAAAAGAGAUGCAGACUUGAAUCCAAAUGGGAAUAUAGAUCCAGGAGCAGAUGAUAUAUAUAGCACUGAUGAAGGUGUCGAGAACUCGAAUUAUUUGCACAUGAAUAAACGAAUGCAUCCCUUGGAUGAUAAUAUAAGUAGGGAAGAAAAGUUUUAUACAGAUGCAUACACGCAGAGAAAUGUACUGAGUAGUAAUGCACAUGCUAGUAAUAUACUUAGCAGUAAUAUGAAUAGUGGGCCAAGAGAAAAAUACUGUCACGCUAAUUACCCAUAUGCAAAUAGCGAUGAAUUAUAUGAAGAUCAAAUUGAUCAGCCUCAUGAGAAGAAGUAUGAACCGCAGGAAGGAGAUGAUGACAGCUCAUAUACCAUAUUUUCCCGUAAUAGAAGUUAUAGGAAUAAACAUGAUGAAAAUGAUCGUAUGUAUAUGAAUGACAAUAAAAUGGAAGAAGAUCCAAAUUAUAAUAAAAAUAGUUCUUAUCAAAAUGGUUUAUAUACCAAUGUGGUGAUGAGUUCUUCGAAUCAAGGAAAUAUAAACGACCAUUAUCACUCCAAGGAAAAUGCAUACACCAGUAACUACCGUGCAAGAAUUAACUCCAAUAACCAACAUAAUUAUGAUCGAAUUGCACAUCCCAAUGAUGAGAAUGCAUCAUACCAUCGUCGUCAGGAUUCCUAUGAAAAUGGAAUCAAUAAAUAUACAAGCGAUGAUAAUGUAAUAUAUAAUGAACAUGGUGAUGAUUCUUGCUUGUAUGGUGCAAGCGAUUCUAAGUCAGAAGUAAAUCACGAAAGUAAUUAUUACAAUAAUGAAUAUUCGAAGAAAAGAUUAAGUGAUCAUAACAAUAUUCAAAAUAAUGGGAGGAAACAAUUUAAUAACAAUAUGUACAAUCGUUUUUGUGAAAGGAAUAGUUAUGAAGAGGAGACAGAAUAUUACAACGAACAGUAUAACCAUCCGCAUGAACAUCCAACUGAUCACACUGAAUGUCGUAACAAAAGCGACAUGUCAUAUGGAGAUUAUGAAGAACUGCAAAAUGAUGAUGAUCAGAGGAAUAUACUUUCAAAGAGGACUCCUCCAAACUGUCAAAAUGUGAGCAAGUCAUAUUUUAACCAAGAGAAACAAGCCACAUUUGAUGAACAGAGGACUUAUGACAAUCUAACGGAUGUACAUGAAAAACAUAAAGAUGUUCCAAAUGAGAAAGUUCAUUUAACAAUGAUUAGUGAUAAUAAAGGAGAUAUUGAAAAUGAUCCACAUUCUUUAGGUGAUCCCAAGAAAAAUGAAAAUCUAAUGGCUAUGAGGAAUUCAAGGAAUUCCAGUGAAAUGACACAGAUUCCCAACUUUUCUGGAAACAUGAAAUUUCCUGAUCAGGCUUUUAAUAACAUGAAUAAUGGGGUUACGGUUGCGAGUGUGUUACCACCUCAGGGUGCAGUUCCGAGUGCAGUUCCGGGUGUAGUUUCUGGUACAAUUCUGAGUGCAGUUCCGGGUGUAGUUUCUGGUACAAUCUCAGGUGCAAUUGCGAAUACUAUUCAGGGAACGACGGGAACUGGAACCGGAACUGGAACCGGAGGAACUGUAGAAGCUGCGAAUCAAGUAAACAAAGAACAACCAACUGUUGUAAAACGGAAGAGAGGUAGACCCAGAUUAAAGAAAACAACACCACAGGAGAUCCAGUCAAAUGAUGUUCAAAGCAAUAAUCCAAGCGCUCAAGCAAUAAUUCCCACAGCACAGAUGAACAGCCAAAACAUGAACGUAAACAAUGAUCAGAACCCAUCUGCAGCACUUUACAGCAACAUAGGUUCUGUAAUUAAUCCAUCUUAUAAUAACCAGUUUCCAAAUGUUAGUGCACACUUGAAUUUUCCAUUGGAACAUACUUCAAAUUAUCCCCUAGGGAGUACUUCUCAGAUACUGGGACAAGAGUCGGGAAAUUCACUGGGUCAUCGAUUACCGCAUGUAUUGGUAGAUGCACGGAAUCCGAUGACUCAAUUGAACCCGUUGAGUGGGCAAUUGAGUCAGCCGCUAGCUCAGCACAUGGGAUUAGUGCUUGGGCAACAGAUGAAUCAGCCUCUAUCUCAUCAGAUGAAUCAGCCUCUAUCUAAUCAGAUGAAUCAGCCUAUAUCUCAUCAGAUGAAUCAGCCUCUAUCUCAGCAGAUGAAUCAGCCUCUAUCUCAGCAGAUGCAGGUGCAAAUGAGUCAUCAUCAUAUAAAUCACCACUUGAAUCAUCACAUGAACCCUUCAUACAAUGGGCACCCGUAUGAUAACUGCAACAAACAAUCAACUCUCAACGCGUACAUUAUAGAAAAUCCAACGAACAACAAUUUCAAUAGAAAUAUGAAUGAAGAUCAAUAUGUAGGGACGUAUAAUAACUUUGAACAAGAUGUAGAAAAUCAUUUAAAUCCAAAUUUAUUUAAUAGAAAUGUGGAUCACAUGAAAAACAAGAAAGAAAAUUAUUCGUAUGAAGGAAAUGAAGUAGAAGAAGAAGAAGAAGAAGAAGAAGGAGAAGGAGAAGGAGAAGAAGGAGAAGAAGAAGGUGAAGAAAUUCAUAGAAAUAAAAAAAGGGCAACAAGAUCGACUGUUAGUGGAUCAGAUGAAAUGCAUUCGGAAAAAGAAGCUAAAAAGGUUCAUAAAAGACGUGGAAGAAGACGAAAAAAUGAAAUAGAACAGGAGGAAGAUACAUCUUAUAAAAGAAGCAACAGUAGUAAUCAAAGCUACACGAAUAAUAUGGAAAAUAAAUCUGUAGACUCCUAUAGAAACAAAUCCAAUGAUGAUAAAAAUUCAAGAAGUGAACACAGGGUGGAUCCUGGAUACUCCACAUUUGUUGACGAGAACAACAAGACCGUUUCGUAUAGGGUCUCUUACCAUCCUGCAGAUGCAGUUUGGGAAAAAAUAUCUGGUGUUAAGUUUGGACCUAUGAUAUUGACAGCACAAAGUAGAACGACAAAUGUUAUUUUAUCAAAAAAGAGAUCCAUAGAAUUAGGGAACAUACUUCACAAUCUCAUAUAUGGUUACAUAUACAAAGGUGACAAUGUUAGAUUGACCAUUGGAAAAGAAUCCAAAAGUGUCAAGAGCGGCUCCCCUUUUUUCCUUCCUAGCUACAAUGAUUGUAGUAUACAUAAUGAUGAUGACACGGGAUCAGCCAAAAUAUUCCUAUGUUUUGUUUAUAUGAAUUGA
This is a messenger RNA of Plasmodium gonderi, 4932 nucleotides long. RefSeq lists its product as hypothetical. Bases 1 to 4932 code for a protein of 1643 amino acids. The record is from RefSeq and is a predicted model, not a curated record. NCBI's taxonomy places the organism in Eukaryota, Apicomplexa, Aconoidasida, Haemosporida, Plasmodiidae. The transcript is spliced from 7 exons.